ACAUGACCAUUGCGCGCUCCCGGGUUGCCGGCGCUGCUGAAUUGUUGUGGGUUUGUGGAUAGCUGGAGCUGCUGUACGGUCCGGCCAGUCAGAGUCGUGUCCUAUCCUGUCAGUGACUGAGCUUACCAACCAACCAUCAUGGCAGGGGUGCUGGCACGCAAGGCGGUGGACUAUGUUAAGAGCAAGGAGUUCCGGGAGUAUCUCAUGAGUACUCACUUCUGGGGACCAGUGGCUAACUGGGGACUCCCAAUUGCUGCUAUCAAUGACAUGAAAAAAUCGCCUGAAAUCAUUAGUGGCCGCAUGACAUUUGCCCUCACCUGCUAUUCACUACUUUUUAUGAGGUUUGCUUACAAAGUGCAACCCAGAAACUGGCUACUGUUUGCAUGUCACUUUACUAAUGAAGGUGCACAACUCAUUCAAGGCACACGACUGAUCAAGUACAAAAUGUCUCAAAAAGAAACUAAAGAGAAAUAACGAUAGCCAGUCUCCACCCUGAGAUACCUGCCUCUGAUGGAACCAUAGGAUCUUGCCAACGGAUUAUUUGCACUGCAUAUUAUUAUUGUUAUUUUAUUUUUAUUAUUAAUCCAGAACUUGACAUCUACCACUACAGUCUUUGUGACCUACCGGUUUCCGAACAUAUUUAUACUAAUCUUGUUUAUUAUCAAGUGCGUCUCUGGCCUAUGUGAACACGGAGUGUGAGUAAAUAUGGGACAUGGUAUAAGUUAUCAAGUGAGAUGCCUUAGUUUUAAUUCAUUCAAAUUCAGAUAUGAGUUAUCUCACUAAUUAAGUAAAAAGCCUUUAUGAAUAUCUCAUGUUAUUCAUAUCUGAUAUGAAUUUUUAAGCAAGCAAUAAUAAAAAAUCUUUGUACAAGA
Molecule: messenger RNA, 872 nt
Organism: Pseudophryne corroboree (corroboree frog)
Lineage: Eukaryota; Metazoa; Chordata; Amphibia; Anura; Myobatrachidae
Gene: MPC1
Product: mitochondrial pyruvate carrier 1
Exons: 5
Coding region: 139-474 (111 amino acids)
Biological process (GO): pyruvate import into mitochondria
Cellular component (GO): mitochondrial inner membrane
Source: RefSeq, a predicted model, not a curated record